AAUAACUCCCCAGAGUUCAAUGCAGCCAAAUCAUCUCAAUGCAUAACACAAGAGUACCAUGCAGUAGAUCUCUCCCUCUCCUCUCUCUCUCUCUCUCUCUCUCUCUCUCUCUCUGUGUCUUAAGAUUUGAUCUAUUCUUCGUUUACUGAGUUGUUUUUGGUCAAUCAACAUAUCCAUCAAUUGAUACACCAGCGUGCCUCAUGUUGGGAAGCUGGUUACUUCAUGAUCCAUCGAUCUUAUUUGAAUCCAAUACAAAGUGUUCUCAAAAUAUAGGAAAUUUGAUACACUUAUUGAUUCUGCCGCUACUUUUCAUCUGAGCAGUCCAAAUCGUGGAAGAAAGAAUGAAUGAAGCUCCGUCAUCAAUGCACACAAGACUGUCCUCAACAGCCAAGUAGCUACCAGGAAGUCUAGAAGUUCAACGCUGCGGGGAAAUGCUAAAGAGAUAGAAUACUAUUAGCCAUGGCUGAGAGAAUAGAGAUUUCUGAUGAUGAUAGGAGUGAUGGAAGUGAAAUUCAAACCAAAACCUCAUCUCUAUUAUGUUUUCCAGGGCAUUUGUCCUUUGACUUGAAUCAAAAGGCCAUGGAUGAAGAGGAUAGUAGCACCACUGGUGUUCCUGAAAAUGAAGUUAAAGAGGACGAGACAUCAACAGAUGCUAAUUACAGUAACAGUAGUAACAACACAACUGUAGAAGGGAAAGAACGAACAACAGUUAGGCAAUAUAUUCGAUCAAAAAUGCCUAGGCUCCGUUGGACUCCUGAUCUCCAUCUUGCUUUUGUGAAUGCUGUUGAAAGGCUUGGUGGGCAAGAAAGAGCAACUCCCAAAUUAGUUCUUCAGUUGAUGAAUGUGAGAGGACUUAGCAUAGCUCAUGUAAAGAGUCACUUGCAGAUGUAUCGAAGCAAGAAGCUUGAUGAUUCUGGACAAGUUCUAUCUCACACGAGUAGACCGAUGUAUGUAAGAGAUCACAUUCUGGAGAUGUACCAAAGAGCCAGUCCUUACGGACACUUUAGAAUGGAGAACAGGAGCCACUUCUUUUCUCCUGUAUUGAGACAGAAGUUUGACCCCAAAGCUAGCUCUUCAAGAAACCAACAGUGGGCUUUCGAUCAUGAUGUGAGGAAAACAAGUUCGCUAUGGACCAAGGAUUCUGAACUUGAUCUGAUGAGUACGGAUUGGAACAAGGACCGGUCAACAAACUCACACCUGUUUGAUGUAAGGGAUGGGGGAACAGGAAUUGUGCCGAUUCAUACUAGCCGAUUUGUUGAAGAGAAGAAGUGGCCUCCACGCGAGUUGAUUGAAAAUCAAGGGAAGGGUAGAAAUAAUUCUCUAAAUAUAUGUUGGGAUGGUUCCUAUUCUGAACUUCUAUCAAACCAAAUGCAUCCGAAGCCAAUUUCAUUUGGUGGCAAUAACUAUGCCAUGCAGCCUUCUAUUUGGAGUACCAAUCCCAGCAUCAUCAACAAACAACUUCAAUCCAACAGAUGUAAUCCCUUGUUCUUAUCAAAUAGCUUUGAACCUGAGUUUGAAUCCCCAUUUCGAGUCGAGCUCCACAGGUUACAAGAAAAACAACCCCAGAGCAUAAAUGAAAUGGUAUUGCAAGCAGAAGAAAGUGCCUUUGUAGACAGGUUUAAAGAGAAGAAACAGCUACCUGAUUUACAGUUAAGUUUGAGCCACAACUUUGAAAUUGGUAAUGAAGUGAAUAUUAAUCCUCGGGAAAGCACCAAAGAGAUCAGCACAAUGCUUUCUCUUUCUGUGGCCAACUCUUCGUCGAGAAAACAAGCACAAUCUAGUGAAAACAGAAGAGAUUUGGAAGUUAACAUUUGGGAUAGUUACAAACAAGUGGUACCAAGGCCACAGGGCUGAGUACUUAUUAGGAUCUGACCAUGUAAAAUUGAGCAUAGAAGUGAGAUCUUUUAAGUACUUGUCUUAAAGGCCAAACUGGACAAUUAGUUUUGCUGCUCACAAUAAGGAAUCCCCAGUUGUUUCUCUCAGGUUAAAACUGGAUGAUAGUUGCAAGCUA
Vitis riparia (riverbank grape) is the source of this 2011-nucleotide messenger RNA. Its product is annotated as putative two-component response regulator ARR21. The transcript has 8 exons. Gene Ontology annotation, molecular function: DNA binding; DNA-binding transcription factor activity. Lineage: Eukaryota; Viridiplantae; Streptophyta; Magnoliopsida; Vitales; Vitaceae. The record is from RefSeq and is a predicted model, not a curated record. The coding region runs from base 460 to 1854 and encodes 464 amino acids.